AUUUAAUUAACUUUAUUUUCUCUAUAUAAAUUUAUUUUCUUGUCAUAUUGGGAGCCUUUCGAAAAUGUUAAGAAAAAAUUAUGUUGUAUACAUAUGUGAAUAGUGUUUAACAAAACGAAAAAUGGAAAGUUUGUGUCGAUAAAUUUUCGAAUAAAAAGUGAGACAUUGUAGCCAAUAGCGCAAAGGUUUUUUGCCUCAAAAAAUGUACACCAAAUAGUGUAAAAGUGAAGUGGAGCUACGGGUUAGAAACUACAGUUAAUCAAUUUAGUUCUAAAAACGGAUAACGCCAGCUAACAACAAAAUGGGACUUUUAAUUUCAAAAUUAUGGAGCAUGUUUGGCAAUGAAGAGCACAAAUUAGUGAUGGUUGGCUUGGAUAAUGCUGGCAAAACCACAAUACUCUAUCAAUUCCUUAUGAAUGAAGUCGUACACACCAGCCCCACAAUCGGCUCCAACGUGGAGGAGGUGGUGUGGCGGAAUAUACACUUUCUGGUGUGGGACCUGGGCGGACAGCAGAGUUUGCGCGCCGCCUGGAGCACGUAUUAUACAAACACAGAGUUUAUUAUUAUGGUUAUCGAUUCGACGGAUCGCGAACGCUUGGCUGUUACGCGGGAGGAACUGUAUCGUAUGCUACAGCAUGAAGACCUCUGCAAAGCCAGUCUAUUAGUUUAUGCAAAUAAACAGGAUCUCAAGGGUGCUAUGUCAGCUGCGGAAAUUUCACGUCAAUUGGAUUUAACCUCGAUUAAGAAACAUCAAUGGCAUAUACAGGCGUGUUGCGCGCUCACCGGCGAGGGGCUUUAUCAGGGGCUCGAGUGGAUCGUGCAGCGCAUCAAAAAGAAAUGACAGACGUCAAAUAUGGACUGCGAUAGUAUAUAGCUAAUUAAAUAAUACAAUUUUAUAUAUGUAUGUAUGUAAAGAAUCUUUAUGCUAACAAAAUGUCAAAAAAAAAA
Molecule: messenger RNA, 948 nt
Organism: Bactrocera latifrons
Lineage: Eukaryota; Metazoa; Arthropoda; Insecta; Diptera; Tephritidae
Gene: Arl5
Product: ADP-ribosylation factor-like protein 5B
Exons: 6
Coding region: 302-841 (179 amino acids)
Biological process (GO): protein localization to Golgi membrane; vesicle-mediated transport; intracellular protein transport
Cellular component (GO): cytoplasm; trans-Golgi network
Molecular function (GO): GTPase activity; GTP binding
Source: RefSeq, a predicted model, not a curated record